AGUAACAAAGCUGGCAAUAUUCUCAUUCAUUCUGAAAAGGUCAGACAGUAAAAUCAGCUAGCAUCAUGAAGAUUUUACUUUGUUUGUUUCUUGUGAUUGUGUCCGUCUAUGUUACCUAUGGAGCAACAUCAUUCGGUGAAAUACAGACAGAGAAAGUUUAUGGUAAAACAGUCAAGUUCUGUGUUUAUAAGGGUCUCCGAAUGCUACCAAAAUCUUCUUUCAUAGAUUAUGAUACAUGUUCGAGAUGUACGUGUAAAAAGACUGGCUUGUCCUGUGCAAC
This is a messenger RNA of Ruditapes philippinarum (Manila clam), 280 nucleotides long. RefSeq names its product beta-microseminoprotein-like. Lineage: Eukaryota; Metazoa; Mollusca; Bivalvia; Venerida; Veneridae. The record is from RefSeq and is a predicted model, not a curated record.